Molecule: messenger RNA, 861 nt
Organism: Rotaria sp. Silwood1
Lineage: Eukaryota; Metazoa; Rotifera; Eurotatoria; Philodinida; Philodinidae
Source: the annotation of a GenBank genome assembly
AUGGUUGUUAAAGAUAUUCUAGAAUAUCAUUAUCUUAUUGCUGAUAAACAUACAUAUUUACAAAAUCCAUUACCAAAUAAAAAAAUGUCGAUUGAAAAUAAUUCAAGUUUAAAAAUAAUGACACUUGGUCGUCCGUUCAAACUUGGAAUGCUUUAUAACUUUAUAACUGAUAAACUUAUUUCUAAUCUAUCUUCAUGGAAUUCGGAUUUAUUACAAGAACAUAUUCAUCAUCAGCCUUUGUCAUGGAAAAGGUUUGAACUUUAUUUAAGCGAUAAGUUCACAGAAAAAGCAAAUCUUCUGGAAAUCGAUAACAAUAUGAAAUUGAGUAUUUUAGCUGAUCUUGUUGAUUUAUCUGAUUCAGUAUAUUUAAUUAAUGAUCAGAAAAAAACAAAUCGAAUAUUACGAUUUAUUUUAAAAUAUUCAUUUACAAAAAAUCUUCAUAAAAUAAACCUCACCGAUAUCGAUAAUAUAUACAAAAAACAUCCAGAAGUAUUUCAUCAACAAAACGCUACUCAUAUUGUAACUGGUAUUCUUUAUGGUCGUGACAUAUUCUUCAUAUUUGAUCGAACAUUAUCCAAUGAUGUAGAUCGUAUAAAUAUUGAAAAUGAUAUAAAGUUACUUUUGCAUAAAUUCGAUAAAUUUAAAAUACUCUCUAAUGGUGAAUUAAAUUGGAACGAUCAUGAGAAACAACUAGCUAGAACACUAACAUGUCAAUAUUAUGGUGAUUUUCAAUAUGAAUCAAGUCCAACAACAUUUGAAGAAGCAUUUAAGUUCUAUAUAUAUUUACUAAACUUUGUUCUUGAAAAAAAUGAUUGUGGAAUACCAAAAGAAGCAGGGGUGGAACCGGUUGAGAAAUAUUAA